UGCGCCAUAUAAAUACGUCCCCGACCCCACCCUCUGUGACGGCGUCCCGGUCUCUCCCCCUGUUUCCGGUUUACGUUCAACUGCUAUGGCGGCCGCCGCACGGUUAGUUUUGCGCACCGCGUCCGGAGCGAAGGCGCUGCGGGCCGGGUUGGGGUGGCUGGGAAGCCCGAUCCGCGUCCCGCACGCCGCAGCGCACUUCACCUUCCAUCCGGACCCAGUCCCCACACGUCAUGGCCCAACACAGAAGAUGAACCUGUUCCAGUCGAUCACCAGCGCCUUGGACAACACCCUCUCCAGUGACCCCACAGCAGUUAUAUUUGGGGAAGAUGUGGCGUUUGGUGGCGUGUUUCGCUGCACCGUGGGUCUCCGAGACAAGUACGGUAAAGACCGGGUGUUCAACACCCCCCUGUGUGAGCAAGGCAUUGUGGGAUUUGGGAUUGGUGUGGCCGUGGCUGGUGCCACUGCUAUCGCAGAGAUCCAGUUUGCUGACUACAUCUUCCCGGCGUUUGACCAGAUCGUGAACGAAGCAGCAAAGUACCGCUAUCGCUCGGGGAACAUGUUCGACUGCGGGAACCUGACGAUCCGCGCUCCCUGGGGCUGCGUGGGCCACGGCUCGCUCUAUCACUCUCAGAGCCCGGAGGCCUUCUUUGCCCAUUGCCCAGGCAUCAAGGUGGUGAUUCCCAGGAGUCCUGUCCAAGCCAAGGGUCUUCUCCUCUCCUGCAUCGCCGACAAGAACCCCUGCAUAUUCUUCGAGCCCAAGAUUCUCUAUCGAGCAGCAGUGGAGCAGGUCCCCACAGAGCCCUACCUGAUCCCGCUGUCCCAGGCCGAGGUCCUCCAGGAAGGGAGUGACGUCACGCUGGUGGCUUGGGGAACACAGGUUCAUGUGGUGAAGGAGGUGGCGGCCAUGGCUCAGGAGAAACUGGGCGUGUCCUGCGAGGUCAUCGACUUGCAAACGAUCCUGCCUUGGGACACGGAGACAGUCUGCAAGUCAGUGGUGAAAACAGGCCGAUUGCUCAUCAGCCAUGAGGCCCCAGUGACCGGAGGCUUUGCAGCGGAAAUCAGCUCCACCGUGCAGGAGGAGUGCUUUCUGAACCUGGAGGCUCCCAUCACCCGGGUCUGUGGCUACGACACUCCCUUCCCCCACAUCUUUGAGCCCUUCUACAUCCCGGAUAAAUGGAAGUGUUUUGACGCCAUCAAGAGAAUGAUAAACUACUGACGACGAGAACCGCGAAGACUUCAGACAAAGAGCUUCCUCUUCCCACUAAUUGGAACGUGCUGUCCCAAAAAGCAACACUAUCCUUCCACCAGCUGAGACUCUGCACCCAGGCAGGAGCUCGUGUGACCAUGGAGGCAAAGCGUGGACUGUUGGACCCCUGAGGGAUUUUUAUUUUAUUUUAUUUUGUUGUUUCUCCCGCUCCACGGUGGCCUGCUUGGGUGUGGUCUCUCCCCAUCAUGGAGUCACACCACCUUCCAACACCAAUCGGCACAGAACGGAAUUCAUCUCAGUGUUCAGGAGGCUCCCAUUGCAGUUUAUCUUGUGAUGCCUGUAGACUUUGGUGGCAGUUCACUGCUGUGCUAGAGUUAUAAUUAUAGUUUAAUGAAUAAAGAUUUGCCGUUGUGUGCUA
Messenger RNA from Brienomyrus brachyistius, 1625 nucleotides. It is a transcript of the gene bckdhb, whose product is annotated as branched chain keto acid dehydrogenase E1 subunit beta. The transcript is spliced from 11 exons. The coding region runs from base 86 to 1216 and encodes 376 amino acids. Gene Ontology annotation, molecular function: catalytic activity. Gene Ontology annotation, biological process: branched-chain amino acid catabolic process; response to nutrient. Lineage: Eukaryota; Metazoa; Chordata; Actinopteri; Osteoglossiformes; Mormyridae. The record is from RefSeq and is a predicted model, not a curated record.